CAGAACAAACUGAUAUACAAGUUAUUAGCUUAGAUAUUGCCAAUAGUUUUGAAAAUGUAACCAAUUCUAAUAAUAUAGAUGAGGAUUAUAUUAUUAUAGAGCCUGAUGACCAAGAUCAUGAUGAUAGUAAUAAUAAGCAAGAAUUAUGUAAAUUCACAGAAUCUGAUUAUAGUAGCAAGGAUGAAGAAAUUAAUAUAGAGGAUCUAAUUAGAAUGCUUUUCAAAAGGGUUUUUGUUAAUGACUCAUAG
Messenger RNA from Racocetra persica, 248 nucleotides. NCBI's taxonomy places the organism in Eukaryota, Fungi, Glomeromycota, Glomeromycetes, Diversisporales, Gigasporaceae. The record is from the annotation of a GenBank genome assembly.